AUGGAAAUGUAAGCGAGCAGUCUGAGACAGGCACUGGGUGAAUCAUUAGCCAACUGCUUCAUUGGGGUGACUGUGUCUGGAGUGUAAAAGGGAGGAAUACUCCUAGAUCCUGCACGAUCUGUUUGUCUGACUUUGUAUUGUGGGCUUUUAUGAAUACACUAAAGUGGAUGUAAUAUCUGGUGGAGCUCCAGUCCAAAAUGCUGCUGGUAUCCCAGCGCAUACAAGCACCACGCAUGGAGCCAUACAUACCACUGCAAGGAUCCAUAAAGAGAAAAAUCGAAGAUGACAGCUCCCCAGUGUCCUCUGGAAUGAAUGAUAUAAUAUUUCCAAGUGACAGCAAAAGACUUUGUCUUGACGAUGUUACCCUUUCUAUGGGCCAAGCCCAAAAUACCAAUUCUGCCAUAUCUUGCUCAGACUUACAGCAUUCCCCAUUCUCGACCAAUCAUAGUUCUUCAUCCAUGGGAGUGAGCAGUCAUUCAGUUUUGCUGGAAAAUAACCAUAUGAAUGGUACGGGCAUGACGUCUCCCUUUUCCGUAUCUCAGAAUACAGAAAUGGGUCAGAAAGCGCCAUAUGACGAAAAGUCUGGUAACCUCCAGUCUGUAGACCAAGAACUGCAGGAUCUCUUAGAAGAGCUCACUAAAAUGCCUGAUCCAUCUCCAAAUGAGUUGGACCUCGAAAAUAUAUUGGGAAGUAAGGCAGAGGAGCCAAUUGUUAUAAGUCACUCUCAACCAAGCUUGAGUACAACACCCAAGCUGUCCCCACAAUCCACAUCUCACAUGGACAACCAUAUUUCAAGCAAAGAUUUUUCCACUGGUUGUAAUCCUACUAGCGUGGGCUCCCCUCAGAUUAGACCAUCAUCCACUGGAGCAAAUUAUUCAGUUCCUUCAAAUAAACCAGUUCAGUCUCCCAUACCCCCUUCACAAAAUAAGAGCCAGCCACAGUCCAUGUUACCAGUAUCCAUGGCAAACAUGCCUAGUGCAAACUGGCAUGCGCAACAGCUUAAACAACUGGCUGCAAGUAAACAAGGGUCUUCAUCUAAGCAGCAGGGGCAGACUCCCAACUGGCCAACCAUGUCACCUACAGGUUUGUCCCCACCUUACAGGCCGGGGUCUUCUCCUCAACAGCCAUUCAGCCCACAAAAUGUUAUGAUGUCUGGUAUGAAUGCAAGCAGUUUGCAAGGGAAUAAUAUGCAAGGUUCACAAAGUACUCUUCUUUCAAACAUGACUUCCACCAGCAAUCAGGCCAGCAGGCGUUCUCCACCUUACGUAUCUGAGAAGAUUUCAAGCCCAGCUCUUAACCAGCAGCCCUUCAGCCCACAAAAUACCAUGUUAUCAAAUAUGACGUCAAGCAGCAUUCCACCCAAUGCCAUCAAAAGUCCACAGAGUAGCAUGGUGUCAAACAUGACUUCUUCAAAUGCAGGGCCAUCACCACCAUAUCAGCCUGAAAAACUAUCAAGCCCAGCACUGCAUCAACAGCCAUUCAGUCCCCAGAAUACAUUGAUCUCAAAUCUCACCACUUCCAACAGUCAGUCUAGUAUGCAGAACUCACUGUUCAAGCCAAUGACUACCAACCAGCCCAAAAACAUUAACAUGCUUAUGCAACAGCCUUCCAAUGGGCUGCAGACUGGGAUAGUUGGCGACACACCAGUAUCUCAUGAGCAGUUUUCUUUUAAUAACACCAAACCACUGUCUCAUUUCGCACCUGACUCUGCCAGCCAAAAGAUGAAUAUGUCUUCAAGCCCUGGGUCUUUAAUCCACUAUCUACAGCAACAGCAGCACCAGGCUCCACCAGUGCAACCAACUCAACAGGUCAGCAAUAGCCAAUUUCUUCAGCAGCAGAUACGGCAACUGAUGCAGCCGUCACGGAUGCAGAGACAGAUGCAGCCUGGUGGUUUAGCACCUCAAACAAGACAGGAUUCUGCAAUUGUUCCCAGACUGCAGGAACCAGGCUCCAUACCAAACUCGGGCCCAGGGUCUACGGCCCCUACACCUAAUGGCUACAUAAGGAACGCGAUCUUAAAGGAACAAAUAAUGAGGAGGCAGCUGCUACAGGUAAAGCAUAGACCUAAUAUGAUGGGCGUGACACCUGAACAGCGGAGUGCACUUGUCGCCCAACAAAUGAAUCAAUUUCAAGCAAUCCCUCAGAAUCUACGUGCAGACUGCGUCCAGCCGAUGCCAACGCCUCCUCAGAAUCACCGUAUGAUGACAUCAUCACAAGCACUUAUCCAGACGAGCAUGGGCUCUGGCAUGACGCCAACAACAAUCAAUCAGAAUAGUGGAGCAAUGGUAAUGAUCCCACCCAAUGCUGGAAAGCAGCAAGGGAUGUUUCCAGGAUCUUCUGAUUUUAGUAUGCCACUUAGACAAAAUCAGAAUGCACUGAGUAUGAACUCUGCGUGCCAAACGGUUCACAGCCAAUCCGUGGUGCGACCUGGUAUGACAUUGCCCGGAUACACAUCCAGUUCGUUGACAAAUCACUCUGCAGCCCAGCAGCCCUUACGGCAGUCCAGCAUAUCCAGAAUUCCGAAUGUCUACGCCAACUCGCCUUCCCAGAUGUGGACGCAAACUGGAGUCUCAAGAAUACCAAGUCAGAACCAAAUGGAUGGCGGCAUGCAGCAGUUUGCUAACAACGCCCUGUACACCAAACAAAAUAUCCGACCAAAUAUGUCAAGCCAGCAAUUUACCCACCACGGAGUGGUGCCUCCAAAUCAAAUAGCUCCUGGGGUUCAGAUUAGGCAAAUGCAAAAACUAGGACUAACACAGACAAAUCAAGGAGUAGGACCUAUCAACAACCCAACUUUAGGGAAUAAUCUGUCGAGGGGACAGUUAGCAGCUAUUAAUUCUAUGAAAUCAAUGCCCCAAGGCGUGCCUCCAUUUAACCAACUCAAUACUGGUCAGCUUGGUCCACCUUCUUAUGGAGGACCACCGGUCCAAACCGCGGACGCAUUUGAACGGAUGAGUUCUGCAGUAGAACUGCACCAGUAUGACUUUGUUCAGGCGCAAAAUAAUGCCGUCUUAUCUGCAAACUGCAACGAAGCAGACUUUAUAGAUUGCCUAAUGAAAGGAGGCAGUACCAGCAGUACCGAUGAAGACUGGCUAAACAAUUUGACAAUACUGGAUGAUAUUUUGGGGCAACACAAUCAAAAUCCUGGGCCUGUGUAACCUAAGCCAACAUAUCCAUCAGUCAAUCAAGCAACUUGAAAUAUAUAAUUCUUUCAACACUGAUGUUACCAGGAAGGUUCAUUUUGUCAAUUAUUUUUUUUUUCUAAAAAACUUGUACAUAGUUAAAUAUUUUCUAAAUUAUGUUUUCCAACAAGAAACGGAGGUAUUAAUACUUCCAUGAGUGAGUGGACAUACAAAUAGCAUAAUGUUUUGUUACAUUAUAGAACUUUGAUUUAUAAUACCUUGUUUAAAUAUGCAAAAUGUAUCGUUAGUUUCGGUAAUACUGUGUAUUACAGAUCUGAAAAAAAAAAAAACACGUUAUGUUUUUUGACAUAACAGAAAAUGUAGAGGUGUCAAGCUUACUGAAUAAAAAAUCGUUUUGCCCAAACCUAGUAACAAAAAAUAAUGAAGUACCAGAAGUAUGGAAAAAAAAAAAAAGAAAAGUCGCCGGCCCUUAUAAAAUUUAAGUGUAUAGGUUUUUUAUCCCAAUAUCAUACAAUAAUACUUCCCCAUUUAUAUUGAUCUUCUUCAACUAGUUGAUCAAACCAACAUCAAGCAUACUCUGUGCAACUACACAUAUAUAUAUUAUAACCAUAAUAAGCUCGUUCAGUGCAAAUCUUAUGUAAAAUCAACCAAAUAAAGGUAACCCAUUUGUACACGUGUAAAAUUAUGUGACAAUAAUAUUGUUGGUUUGCAAUCCUCUGUAUAUAUUUGUAAUAUACAGGUGACUUGUUUUAAAGGCCUUUCCACAGUUAUGUUUUACUGAGAAAAAAAAACCCCGUUUUAAAUGGGAAAGCCUAUAUAUGCUAAGUUGUCAAUUUUUGUCUAUGAUUUCUUUGUCCUCCCUGAUAGUGUCCUAUGUAUAUUUAAGAGUCUGUUUAUAUACAACAAAAAUCCACUGUACUGUAAAGCUCAAAUGUUCAUACUUUUUGUGUAAUCCUAUUUUAAUAGUCACACCAUAUUUCUGUAAUGCAUUUGUAAUAUAAUGUCCGCAUCAAGCACAGAAUCGAUGAUGUUUUCUUCAUACCAUAAUAAAGAACCAGGGGGAAAACUGUGUAUUCUUCCCA
Molecule: messenger RNA, 4225 nt
Organism: Spea bombifrons (plains spadefoot toad)
Lineage: Eukaryota; Metazoa; Chordata; Amphibia; Anura; Pelobatidae
Gene: MAMLD1
Product: mastermind like domain containing 1
Exons: 5
Coding region: 198-3158 (986 amino acids)
Biological process (GO): regulation of transcription by RNA polymerase II
Cellular component (GO): nuclear body
Source: RefSeq, a predicted model, not a curated record